AUGGCAAAAGGCGGAUUAACAAGGACUCGGGUCCAGAUGGUGGCUGUGACCUCCAUUGCCACUAUACUGGGCGGCAUGUGGAUUGCUGCCUCGCGUGGUGAGCCACAAUGCCGCGCAUUUCCUGGUAGUGACGAUUGGCCGUCCUCGGCCGACUGGGAUGCUUUCAACAAGACCGUCGGAGGCAAGCUGAUCGCCACAGUCCCCGUCGCCAGUCCGUGUCAUGACACAUUCCCGGGAGUAGAGCACGACGCCGAGGAGUGUGCCCGCGUGCAAGACAACUGGGCCCGGCCCGCGUUUCACGAUGAGACGACACAUUCCACCAUGGCCGCCUUCUGGGCUAAUAACAGCUGCGAUCCCUUUACGGCUGUGGAUGCGCAGUGCAUCGUCGGAGCCUAUGUCUCCUAUGUAGUCAACGCGUCUUGUGCUUCCGACUACCAGGAGACGAUCAAGUUUGCCAGGGACAACAACUUGCGUCUGGUUAUUCGCAAUACGGGCCACGAUUAUAUGGGAAAGUCCACAGGGGCUGGUGCAGUCGCUAUAUGGACCCACCACAUCAAGGACAAGUCCAUUCUGGAUUACCACUCGGCCGUCUACACGGGCAAAGCUAUGAAAGUCGGCGCCGGUGUUCAAGCUGCCGAAGCCCAAUCUCUGGCCAAAUCAUCUGGAUAUGUGAUGGUGGAGGGCGACUGUCCAACCGUCGGUAUCGCGGGCGGUUACACACAGGGCGGCGGCACCAGCCCGCUGGGGUCCCGGUUCGGAAUGGCAGCCGACCAGGUGCUUGAGUGGGAAGUGGUCACAGCCCAAGGCGAACUCUUGACGGCAACGCCACAAGACAAUUCAGACCUUUACUGGGCCUUGUCCGGCGGCGGUGGCGGCACCUAUGGCGUGGUUCUCUCAAUGACCGUAAAGCUGCACCCUGAUGCACCCACUGCCGGCGCUACUCUCUCAUUUAUUGACUCUUCCGAUGUCUACUGGGACAUUGUGCAGACAUUCCUACAGAACCUUCCUACAGUCCUAGCUAGCGGUGUCACUAUUUACUGGCAAGCCUUGCCAGGAAACAUGUUUUUCAUGCCUCAAUCCUACUUUCCAGGCGGUACAGCGCAAGAACUACAAAGUCUAUUGCAGCCUACAUUAAAGGCGCUUAAUGACAGUGGAAUACCCUAUGCCUGGUCCACGCAAGACUAUCCUGCCUUCCAGGACGCCUUUUUGACGCUGAACCCCGACAUGAACAUUUCCGAGGUCAACCUCGGCGGUCGUCUGAUUCCCCGCUCGCUUGUGGCAACGCAUGAAUCUGCCUCUUCCUUGGUUGACGCCAUCAAGUCCAUCACGAAUAAUGGCGGGGUCCUAGCUGGCGUCUCAAUGGAUGUCAGUCAGCCACGGACUGUUCCCAACUCGGUUCAUCCACUUUGGCGAGAAACGCUGUUCCUUGCGUUUUUGGGCACAUUAUAUAAUCGAUACAACUUUACUGCCAAUAUAGUCGACCAGCAAUUUGUUACCACUGUGUUGAAUCCAGCACUGGAGAACAUCACAGCCGGAGGCGGCGCAUAUCUGAACGAAGCCGACAUCAAUCAGCCCGCCUGGCAAACUACGUUCUAUGGUAGUAAUUACGCCAAGCUGCUGUCCAUCAAGAACAAAUAUGAUCCCGACCAUAUUUUCUGGGGUCCGACUGCUGUGGGUAGUGAGGUUUGGGAGCCAUUAAACGAUGGCCGGCUUUGCAGGACGAAUACAUGA
Molecule: messenger RNA, 1731 nt
Organism: Pestalotiopsis fici W106-1
Lineage: Eukaryota; Fungi; Ascomycota; Sordariomycetes; Amphisphaeriales; Sporocadaceae
Exons: 3
Coding region: 1-1731 (576 amino acids)
Molecular function (GO): FAD binding; oxidoreductase activity
Source: RefSeq, a predicted model, not a curated record